AUGGAUACUACGCUGGCAGAAAUCAGUGCAGCGCUCGCGUAUUUGGAUAGUGCUAUCAGUGGUGGACGCGCUGAGGAAGAAAAUCAGCUCAACCCAGAAGCGGCUUUGAAAAGGAUAAAAAAGUGCGGGUUCUAUGUAAGCUUGGAGAAAUGCAAUUUAUGUCAGUCACAGAUCAGGUGUCUGGAAUCGACUCUUAAUAAAGAUGGUCGCAAACCAGAUUCAGAGAAGGUUAAGGUGAUAGUCGAUGUGGCCCACAAAUUUACAAAUGCCAGCCAAUUACGAUCAUUUUCAGGGAUGAUUAGUUAUUAUGGGAAAUACUUAAGGAAUAUGCAUACACUUCGUGAGCCACUGAACAGAUUAUUACUCAAAGAAGUGGAAUUUUAUUGGCCAGAACAGUAUAAAAGAACGUUUGAGAUAGUAAAAAAGAUCUUACAAUCGGAUUUACUCAUUUCUGCAAACUGUUUUGCAUUCUAA
Messenger RNA from Gongylonema pulchrum, 474 nucleotides. Lineage: Eukaryota; Metazoa; Nematoda; Chromadorea; Rhabditida; Gongylonematidae. The record is from the annotation of a GenBank genome assembly.